Messenger RNA from Mesorhabditis belari, 999 nucleotides. The record is from the annotation of a GenBank genome assembly. Lineage: Eukaryota; Metazoa; Nematoda; Chromadorea; Rhabditida; Rhabditidae.
AUGCCCUCAACAUCGCAAAUUUUGAGGACAUAUCUUUGCGUGGCGGCCGUUCUUUGUGCAGUAUGCACGUUUAUCGUCGUUUACAAAUGUUCUUGCGAGGAUUUUGAAAGUGAUUUGAGGAGUCGCAGAGAAUUCGCUCAACCAAAUGGACCUCCUGGCUUCACGCCUCCACAACCUACAACUUUUCUCUUCAUCGCAAUCAUGUCGGCGCCAAAUGAGACGACAACUCGACAGGUUAUUCGCGAUACGUGGCUCAAACUGACUGCAAAAGGCAAAGACGUUGUGCGGCACGUGUUUCCGAUUGGAGUAAAAGAUUUAAGUGAUGAACUUCUACAUUCGCUUGCCGAUGAACAAGAAAAACACAGCGAUUUGGCGUUAAUCGAAAAUCUACAAGAGAGUUACGAUCAAUUGGCCAGGAAAACGCUUCAAGUGAUGGAGUACGCUUAUCAGAGCUACAAGUUCAGCUAUUUGUUGAAAGUGGAUAGUGAUUCGUUUGUUCGUGUUGGAGCCGUAGUGAAAUCAUUAAAAGACAUCAGUCACCCUAGACUUUAUUGGGGCUUUCUGGACGGCCGAGCGAAACCGAUUCGAAAAGGAAAGUGGAAAGAGGUCGACUGGAUGUUAUGUGAUCGCUAUUUGCCGUAUCAGCUUGGCGGUGGAUACGUGCUUUCGUACGAAUUGGUCCGAUUUCUCUCGACAAACGCACGGCUCCUUAAGCUGUACAAAAACGAAGACGUCAGCGUUGGGGCGUGGUUAGCCGGUUUGGACAUCAAAUAUUUGCACGAUCCUCGGUUCGACACAGAAUGGAUGUCUCGUGGCUGUAACAAUCAGUACAUCAUCACGCACAAGCAAUCCAACGACCAGCUACGGGAGCUUUAUCAAAAUCUCGUCGAGAAAAAGGUUCUCUGCACAAAAGAGUUUCGCGUUCGUCCAUCCUAUGUUUACGACUGGUCGGAGAUUCCGAGCAAUUGUUGCAAACGGGACAACUCUUCAACGAUUCCA